This is a messenger RNA of Nematostella vectensis (starlet sea anemone), 2423 nucleotides long. Its product is annotated as neuropeptide Y receptor type 5. Gene Ontology annotation, cellular component: membrane. Lineage: Eukaryota; Metazoa; Cnidaria; Anthozoa; Actiniaria; Edwardsiidae. Gene Ontology annotation, molecular function: G protein-coupled receptor activity. Bases 925 to 1920 code for a protein of 331 amino acids. The transcript has 2 exons. Gene Ontology annotation, biological process: G protein-coupled receptor signaling pathway. The record is from RefSeq and is a predicted model, not a curated record.
GCGUUUUUAUUCAAAUAAACGUAAUGAAACUAAACAGCACUUUAAUUUGCUGAUUUGGUGUUGAAGGUGAUGCCAAAAUACUAUUUGAUAGUACUACACAAUACAGGCGAAAACCUUUAAAAUAGAGUAUCAAAGCAAGUAAACAUCUCCAAAUGACUCACAAAAGUACUCAUAAUUAAUAUCUAAACAAGAUUUUUCUCAUUUCCAUGUGAUAAUUCUCUCUCGUUACCAUUCCCUCCUCCCCCUAUCCUUCCCAGCUAUGGGCGUGGCAUAUUCUGGAAAAAGCCUGACUUAAUGGUUUAUUUUUCGAUGCGUUCCUUUUUUUUCUUAAAUCCUCACUAAACCUCCAACCUCAACCCCCGGUGUGUACGCCGUUUUUCAACCUCCGUCUAGUUCUAUCAUCUUGUUUCCAAUAGCCCAAUUUCUAGUUCCACUAUGACCGCUGGACUAACAGACUAAGGACGCAUAAAUACAGUUUAAGCCUCGACUUGAGGCAAAUUUCAUGCGCAUACCAGCGAGAAUCCUCUUGAACUUGGAAUAAAACAAUGCAAAAAACCUGUGAAUACUUCAUGAUCCCGCUGGUAUUUGCAAUCGAUUCAAUUGAAACCGAGGCUUGCACUGUAUUUAUGCGUCCUCUGUGCCUAUGACCAGCAGGCACAACGGAACUCGAAACUGGACUAUUGCCGUUUCUUUCCAAUCUCCAAUUCCUGUAACCUGGACUGAAUUUCCGAACUUGACCGCUGAAAAGAUGAUGUGAUAACAGCGGACUCAUACCCCCGUUGAUGACGUCACAUGUGACAUCGACCAUAUCGGGGUUAGAGUACUGCAUGACAACUAAUAACUGAUCAAAUCUGGUCUUUUUUUCUGUUGAAUAGUUGAUUCAAAAAGAGUGCUGCGACUGGAUAUUGCUUACGAAGGUGUGUUAUGGGGGGAAACUCCACCAUUGCCUACCCGGGAUGGUGGUGGACCAGCAAUGCUAUCCGUAUCGCCGUUAUCGCCAUCUACGCGAUCGUGGGGCUCAGCGCGAUCCUUUUCAAUCUCUUCGUCAUUUACGCAGUCAUGAAUCGCCGCAGUAUGCGGAAGAACAUUAACUUAUUCAUCGGCAACAUGGCGUUUAGCGAUAUGAUGAUAGCAGUGUGGAAUAUCUCAUUCGAGCUUGUUAACAUCACCACCAGGUCCUGGCACUGGAGGGUGGAGGGAACAGGGGGGAGAAUCCUGUGUAAAUUAUAUUACUUUUCAGGCUCUAUGGGCUACCUCGUGUCCCCCCUGACUUUGCUUUUUAUCACAGUGGAGCGUUUCCGGGGUGUCAAGUCUCUAGCAGCAAAAGGCGUAACCCGUAAAGGACUGCUUUGCUACGUGGCUCUUACAUGGCUUAUACCAGCCUUGUUGUACUCGCCUUUUUUGUACUUCAUGGAUCUCAUGAAUUACCCGGACGGGACGCUUAUGUGUGAGCGCAUCAUCCCAACCACGUACUACAAGGUCUAUAUCACACCAUUGUACGGCGUCUUUGUGGUGUUAUACUUUGCGAUUGCGGCUCUGGGGUUCAUGAUCUUAUGGCGGCUAAGAGACAUGGAAACCUUUGUUAACUUGCCCGAAGUUCAGAGGCGUGCGCGCAAGCUUCGGGUCCGUAAUGCCGUGCGGAUGGUUCUAUGUUCGCUUGGUACUUUCAUUCUUCUUACCACUCCUUAUCAUGCACAGAUCUUUGUAUUCUUCUUCUUGGGUGGAGACUUGCAACUGUACUUCAAGGUCUACUAUGGCAUGCUGUUUCUUGUUUGCCUGAACUGCGCAGUCAGUCCGUGUAUUUAUUACGUAUUUAUCGAGGAUUUCCGACAGGCCAUGAGGAGAGUUUGGUCCAUCGAGAGGCGAACGACAACAGCGACUCAAAUGCAAACGAGAAACGCUGAGACAGUUAUGUUGUAAAUAUAACUAAUUCAUAUAAUGACGAAUGGAAAAUAGCAGUUUUAACACGAAUCGCCGCUUAUAGGUUGGCCUUGUGAAAGAUAUAAUUCAAAUUGCCGAGCCCGUUUGAUUAGAUUGCGUAUCGUGGGCAAUGAUAGACAGCUUUUGUGUUUAGGCUAAGGGGGGGCCGUGAUAAGACCGACCAGGAUUAACUGGACAGGCUCUACAGCCGUGAGCAGCCAGGGAAAUUAAGCAGCGACGACGGCAACGCGAACGGCGACGGCAAAAAACAAUUGAGAAUUCUAAGUGCCAGACACCAGAAAAGUACUCGAAAUGGACUCUGUCUGAUACAUUUCAGCCGUUUCUUUCAAACUACAACGUGAACACUCCCAUCUUCUAGCGAGGAUGUGAAGGCGUCGCGCUGAAAAAUUAUCCUAAGACUAUCCUUGUUCGCUAUGUUGAAAACUAGUUAAUCAAAACUAGUUUAGAAUUGAGCGCAAAGCAUGAAAGCCUUUUUUUUUGGG